GGUGGUUCAAGUGUUCCCAGCCCGUUUACAACCCUAUGAACUCAUAAGGGGGCAAAUUGGCAAAUAAAGUCACAAUCAAAAGAUGGAAGGCAAAAUUGGCAAAUAAAGUUUUUAGUUUCUUUUCAUAUAAUUUCUUGAUGUUUAUAUACAUGCUUGGAUGAAUGGCAGCGAGGAAGGAAAUUUUCAUGGCCAUUUUUCUUCUCAUUUUCUUAUUCCUAUUCACUCAUUUGAGGGCUGAAGAGCGAUCAUUCGAUGUAAAGCAACAUCUGUCCACGGUUACCAGAUAUGGUGCAGCAAAAGGUGGUCAUUAUAGUAACUAUGUUCCCGCUCCUGAUGGAUGCAUUCCAAUCCAUUUAAAUCUUGUGGCUAGGCACGGAACUCGUGCUCCAACCAAAAAACGGAUCAAAGAGUUAAACAACUUGGAGAAUCAAUUACAGAUGCUUUUAAGUGCUGCUGCAGGCAAUGGUUUAUCUCUGCAUAAAGUUCCUUCCUGGUUGAAGGGAUGGAAAUCUCCUUGGAGAGAAAAAGUGAAUGGUGGAGAAUUAAUUCCUGAAGGAGAGCAAGAAUUGUAUGAUCUCGGAAUUAGAACAAGAAAAUUGUUUCCUGACUUGUUUAGUGAUGAUUAUCACCCCGACAUAUAUACAAUCAAAGCAACUCAGAUUCCUCGAGCAUCUGCUAGUGCUGUGGCAUUUGGUAUGGGGCUAUUCAGUGGGAGAGGAAACCUUGGACUAGAUCAUCAUCGAGCUUUUUCUGUUGUUAGUGAGAGUCGUGCCAGUGAUACGAUGCUUAGGUUUUUCGAUUGUUGUCAGAGAUAUGAGGAUUAUAGGAAGAAUCAGGAACCUGAAGUUGAGAAGCGUAAAGAACCUGUACUUGAUGAUAUUACUAAGUCACUCACUGAACGUUAUGGUCUAAAUUUUACCCGGCAACACAUUUCAUCUCUUUGGUUUCUCUGUAAGCAGGAGGCAUCCUUGUUGGACAUAACAGAUCAAGCUUGUGGAAUGUUCAGCCAGUCUGAGGUUGCUUUGUUGGAGUGGAUGGAUGAUAUGGAGGUGUUUAUAUUGAAGGGUUAUGGCAAUUCAUUAAACUAUAGAAUGGGAGUUCCUUUGUUGGAAGAUAUCGUUCAAUCCAUGGAGAAAGCUAUCACAGCCAAAGAAGAAAAACGAGUUCCUGGCAGCUAUGAGAAGGCAAGACUUCGUUUUGCUCAUGCUGAAACUGUGCUUCCAUUCACAUGUUUGCUCGGGCUCUUCCUUGAAGGAGGACAUCAUGGAUUUAAACAAAUACAAAGGGAGCAGUCUUUGCAACUUCCUCCACGGCCUCCAGCUACUAGAAUCUGGAAGGGAAGUGCUGUUGCACCUUUUGCUGGGAAUAACAUGCUGGUUCUCUAUAGCUGCCCCGCCAAUAACUUGUCGGACGAGUACCUUGUGCAAGUCUUGCAUAAUGAAGAACCCAUAGCAAUGCCGGGUUGCGAUGGUUUGCAUUUUUGCCCCUUCCAAAUGUUCAAGGACAAAAUUGUGGCCCCUCAUCUUGAGCAUGAUUUCAACACGUUGUGCACUGCGAAUGUGGAAGAACAAACACCAUCGCCUGAAUCGAGUAAGUUAUCACUGUUCCAUUGGCUCUUCUCGCUGUGGAAUAAUGAUAAACAACCUCGAACAGAUGAAUUGUAAUCAAAUGAUGCCUUACUAACUAAUUCAAUCUUUGUUGUUGUUGACAUUGUUUUCUUAAUGUGUAUAUCAUCAACAGGCGCAGAUGCUGAGUCCACGUUUUAUUACAUGUAGGCAGGAAUCACUCGUUUUUCGUGCUAAUUUCAAGUUUUGUUUUAACCUCAUCUGGAGCUUCCAUUUGUUUCACACUCCUCUUUCAUUCAAAGAUUUAGACUCCAAUCAAAUUUUGGCUUUUGCUUGAUGUUUUAUCACAAAAGGCAAGUGCUUCAAUUUUAUCAGUAUGACAGAAAGGAUUGAGAGUUUGUUAAUCCUUUUGCCAUUUUUGUUGUAA
This is a messenger RNA of Cucumis sativus (cucumber), 1992 nucleotides long. RefSeq names its product multiple inositol polyphosphate phosphatase 1. Bases 162 to 1664 code for a protein of 500 amino acids. Gene Ontology annotation, molecular function: inositol phosphate phosphatase activity; acid phosphatase activity. The transcript is spliced from 11 exons. NCBI's taxonomy places the organism in Eukaryota, Viridiplantae, Streptophyta, Magnoliopsida, Cucurbitales, Cucurbitaceae. The record is from RefSeq and is a predicted model, not a curated record.